Bursaphelenchus xylophilus (pine wood nematode) is the source of this 839-nucleotide messenger RNA. The record is from the annotation of a GenBank genome assembly. Lineage: Eukaryota; Metazoa; Nematoda; Chromadorea; Rhabditida; Aphelenchoididae.
AUGGCUGACGAAUCCAACUUUGUGAUCAGUGAAAACUUGCAAUUUGCACCUCUACGAAGUCUCGAUGAGUUCCUUUUGGACAAAGCCAGGUUUCAGGUAAGGGUUUGGCAAUUUGGUCAAUUUUCGUUGUGUUUUAGGAUUUUUUACAUUAGGUAUCUAGUGCAAUAUAAUUUUGGCUCAAAACUAUAAAUUUAUACCGAAUUUUUUGCAGCUUCCUACUUUCAACGACUUGAAGAAAUGGAACAACAGAAUUGUUACCAACCUGUUGUACUAUCAAAGCAAUUACUUCGUGUUUCUUGCAAUUACUUUGGUUUUGGGAAGCUUCAUCCAUGCGCAAGACGUCAUGACCGGUGUGGCCGCCCUUGGGCUUCUGGGAUUUAUUGGACUCUUCUCUGUUGCUAAAACCCCGAGUGCAGUGAAUGUGAGUCGCUUUUUUCUUUGUGUUUCUUAUGUUUAGGUAACAUCAAGUGUCUAGUGCAAUAUAGAGGUGAAAACCUCUUGUAAUUGUGCGAAUUUUGCUCUAAGAACAAAGACUAGGUUAUAAGGAAACCUUUCACAUUGAAAUCAGCAAUAUUUGCUUUCAGUUCCGACAAGAGCACCCGUAUGUUGUACUUGCUAGUCUUCUGACCGUCGGAUUCUUCAAUAUCUAUGUCCUCCCGGCCAUUGUGGUCCUCCUCUUCAUCGUCCUGGUUCCACUGCUCUUGGUCUUUGUCCAUGCUUCCAUCAGACUGCGGAAUUUCGGUUCAAAAUGGAACUACGCCGUCGAGAAGUUGCAAUUCCGUCGGACUUUGAUGUCGCAGAUCUUGGACGCCAUCAAUUUGGACGUAAAAUCCGAAUAG